UCGGUGCGUCCGUGUGUCCGUCUGUCCGGCUGUCGGUCCGUCCGCCCGCCCGCCCGCCGCCCCCAUGCUCCGCGCUUAGCGCUGCCGGCCCCAGCCAUGUCCACCGUGCAGCUCUACACCAAGUACACUAGGGUUUGGAUUCCUGACCCUGAUGAAGUUUGGAGAUCGGCAGAAAUUGUCAAGGAUUACAAAGAGGGAGAUAAAAGCCUCCAGCUGAAACUUGAAGAUGAAACUCUCUAUGAAUAUCGUCUUGACCUCCAAGGGAAUGAGCUGCCUCUCCUAUGCAAUCCAGAUAUCCUGGUCAGAGAGAAUGACCUGACAGCCCUCAGCUACCUGCAUGAGCCUGCAGUCCUGCACAACCUCAGAGUCAGGUUCCUGGAGAGCAACUUUGUCUACACGUACUGUGGUAUCGUGCUUGUGGCCAUCAACCCAUACGAGGAGCUGCCAAUCUAUGAAGAAGAUGCCAUCUAUGCAUACAGUGGCCAAAACAUGGGGGACAUGGAUCCCCACAUCUUCGCGGUGGCCGAGGAAGCCUACAAGCAGAUGGCCAGGGAUGAGAAGAACCAGUCCAUCAUUGUGAGCGGGGAGUCGGGCGCUGGGAAGACGGUCUCUGCCAAAUACGCCAUGCGCUUCUUCACCACCGUCGGGGGCUCUGCCAGCAAGACGAACAUCGAGGCCAAAGUCCUCGCAUCGAACCCAAUCAUGGAGGCCAUUGGAAAUGCUAGAACAACAAGGAAUGACAACAGCAGUCGAUUUGGGAAAUACAUUGAGAUUGGCUUUGAUAAAAGAUAUCACAUCAUUGGUGCCAACAUGAGGACAUAUCUGUUGGAAAAAUCUCGGGUUGUAUUUCAGGCAGAGCAUGAGCGCAACUACCACAUCUUCUAUCAGCUCUGUGCCUCCUCAAGCCUUCCAGAAUUCAAAGAUCUCGGACUCACCUGUGCAGAAGACUUUUUCUACAUUUCUCAGGGAGGUGACACGUCCAUCAGUGGUGUGGAUGAUGCUGAUGACUUUGAGAAAACGAGGCAUGCCUUCACCCUGCUUGGAGUGAAGGAGUCUCAUCAGAUGACCAUUUUUAGGAUAAUUGCGGCCAUUCUGCACCUUGGGAACUUGGAAAUCCAAGUGGAACGAGGAAGUGAAGCCUGUAGUCUGUCGAGCGAGGACGAGCACUUGAAGAACUUCUGUGGCUUGCUGGGCGUGGAGCUCAGCCAGAUGCAGCACUGGCUUUGCAACCGCAAGCUCGUCACCACGGCUGAGACCUACGUCAAGAACAUGUCCCUGCACCAGGUGGUGAAUGCCAGGAACGCCCUGGCCAAGCACAUCUACGCCCAGCUCUUCAACUGGAUCGUGCAGCACAUCAACAAGGCCCUGCACACCACUGUCAAGCAGCACUCCUUCAUCGGCGUGCUCGAUAUCUACGGGUUUGAAACUUUUGAAGUGAAUAGCUUUGAACAGUUCUGUAUCAACUACGCCAACGAAAAGCUCCAGCAGCAGUUCAACUUGCACGUGUUUAAACUGGAACAAGAAGAGUACAUGAAGGAGGGAAUCCCUUGGACUCUCAUAGAUUUCUAUGAUAACCAGCCCUGCAUAGACCUUAUAGAGGCCAAACUUGGGAUCCUGGACCUGCUGGAUGAAGAGUGCAAGGUUCCCAGGGGCACUGACCAGAACUGGGCACAGAAGCUGUACGACCGCCACGGCUCCAGCCAGCACUUCCAGAAGCCCCGCAUGUCCAACACCUCCUUCAUCAUCCUGCACUUCGCUGAUAAGGUGGAAUACCAGAGUGAGGGAUUUCUGGAGAAGAACAGGGACACCGUGUAUGAGGAGCAGAUCAGCAUCCUGAAAGCCAGCAAGUAUCCAAUGGUGGCAGACUUAUUCCACGAAGAGAAGGGUGCUGUGCCCGUCACCCCCGUGGGAAAGGGAACAUCCAAAAUCAGCGUCCGUUCUGCCAGGCCAGCCAUCAAAGCUGCCAACAAGGAGCACAAGAAAACAGUGGGACACCAGUUCCGCAAUUCGCUGCAUUUGCUGAUGGAGACCCUGAAUGCCACCACCCCACACUACGUGCGCUGCAUCAAACCCAACGACGAGAAGCUGCCCUUUAAAUUUGAUCCAAAGAGGGCAGUGCAGCAGCUGAGAGCCUGUGGAGUGCUGGAGACCGUCCGGAUCAGCGCAGCUGGAUUCCCAUCCAGGUGGUCCUACCACGACUUUUUAAAGAGGUAUCGUGUGCUUAUGAAGAAGACAGACCUCGCUAAGAACGACAAGAAGCAGAUCUGCAAGACCCUGUUGGAAGACCUCAUUAAGGAUCCAGACAAGUUCCAGUUUGGACACACCAAGAUCUUCUUCCGCGCAGGGCAGGUGGCAUAUCUGGAGAAACUGCGGGCGGACAAGUUCAGAGCUGCCAUCAUCAUGAUUGAGAAGACGGUGCGGGGGUGGCUGCAGAGGGUCAAGUACCAGAGGCUGAGACAAGCCACAGUCGUCCUCCAGCGCUACGCUCGUGGGCACCUGGCACGGAGGCUUGCUGAGCACCUGAGGAGGACGAGAGCUGCCAUCAUCUUGCAGAAGCAGUUCCGAAUGCUGCGGAUCCGCCGAGCUUUCCAGAGGGUCCGCAACUCCACCAUCACCAUCCAGGCUUUUGCUCGGGGAAUGUUCGCCAGGAGGACUUACCACCAGAUCCUGGCGGAGCACAAAGCCACCAUCCUGCAGAAAUACGCCCGGGGCUGGCUGGCCCGCACGCGCUUCCACAGGGUGCAGGCUGCCACCAUCGUCCUGCAGUGCUACUACCGGCGCAUGAAGGCCAGGCAGCAGCUGAAGGCACUCAGGAUCGAGGCCCGCUCAGCUCAGCACCUGAAGAAGCUCAACGUUGGCAUGGAGAACAAGGUGGUCCAGCUCCAAAGGAAGAUCGAUGAGCAGAACAAGGAAUACAAACUCCUGAACGAACAGCUCUCCACACUGACAUCAGCCCACUCCUCCGAGGUGGAAAAGCUGAAGAAGGAGCUGCUGCAGUACCAGCAGAGCCAGCGGGGUGAUGGCAACCAGCUUGUCAGCCUGCAGGAGGAGAUGGAGCACCUCAGGCUGGAGCUGGAGAGGGCUCAUGGGGAGAGGAAGGUGGUGGAGGACAGCUACAUGCAGGAGAAAGACCUGCUGAGAAAGCGUAUCUCCGAUUUGGAAGAAGAAAACGCUCUCCUGAAGCAGGAAAAAGAGGAGCUUAACAGCAGGAUUCUCUGUCAGUCUGAAGAUGAAUUUGCACGAAAUGCAGUUGAGGAAAAUAUCCAGAUGAAGAAAGAACUGGAAGAAGAGAGGUCUCGUUAUCAGAACCUGGUAAAAGAGUAUUCAAGUCUGGAGCAGAGAUAUGACAACUUGAGGGAUGAAAUGACGAUUAUAAAGCAGGCACCGGGGCACAGAAGAAACCCAUCCAACCAAAGCAGUCUGGAGUCUGAUUCCAAUAAUCCAUCCAUAUCCUCCUCUGACAUAGGAGACACCGACGAUGUGAUUCAACAAGUGGAGGAGAUUGGGAUGGAAAAAGCAGCCAUGGACAUGACUCUCUUCCUAAAGCUGCAGAAGAGAGUGAGGGAGCUCGAGCUGGCGAGGAAGAAGCUGCAAACCCAGCUGGAGAAGAAGGAGCAAGAGAGCAAGAAAUCCCAGGUUAUUGAAACAAAGACCAUGACUUCGGAACAGGAAGAUUUUGCAUACAACAGCCUGAAGAGGCAAGAGCUGGAGUCGGAGAACAAGAAGCUGAAAAAUGAACUGAACGAGCUGAGGAAGGCUAUUGCAGACCGAGCAACCCAGAACAACUCAUCCAGCGAUGUCCAGGACAGUUACAACCUCUUGCUGAACCACCUGAAAGCGGCCAACGAGGAGCUGGAAGUGCGGAAGGAAGAGGUGCUCAUCCUGAGGUCACAGAUCAUGAAGGCAGCCCAGCAAAAAGAGAUGGGGAAAAACAUGGUAAAGGAGAGGGAGAGAAUCCCCAGCAAUGCCAGCUGGCCCAACAGUGACAGGCACGUUGACCAGGAGGACGCGAUCGAAGCCUACCAGGGGAUGUGUGAGACCAACCGCAAGACUGAGGACUGGGGGUAUCUCAAUGAAGAUGGAGAGCUCGGCUUGGCUUAUCAAGGUUUAAAGCAAGUUGCCAGGCUGCUGGAAGCACAGCUCCAGGAUCAGAGGAGGAAGCACGAGGAGGAGAUGGAAGGUCUGAGAAACCAGCUGGAUGCAAUGCAAGAAGAGCUGCAGAAACAGCAGCAGGCCUCCCUGCAGACCCUGCAGCUCUCUCCGGAGGUCCAGGUGGAGUUGGGACUUCAGCAAGAAAUUACACGUCUCACCAAUGAAAACCUGGAUCUGAAAGAACUGGUAGAAAAGUUGGAAAAGAAUGAAAAGAAGCUGAAGAAACAGCUGAAGAUUUACAUGAAGAAGGUCCAAGAUUUUGAAGCAUCCCAAACCACGCUGCCAGCAGACAGGAGGCCACACGACAGUAACAUGCAAGCUGCUGUCCAGAGGAAGGAGAAAGAUUUUCAGGGCAUGUUGGAGUAUUACAAAGAAGAUGAGCCGCUCCUCAUCCGAAACCUCAUUACAGAUCUCAAGCCCCAGGCAGUGUCUGCUACUGUUCCCUGCCUUCCUGCCUACAUCCUCUUCAUGUGCCUCAGACAUGCAGAUUACAUCAAUGAUGACCAGAAGGUGCACUCCUUGCUUACCUCCACCAUCAACGGCAUUAAGAAAGUGCUGAAGAAACACCACGAUGACUUUGAGAUGACAUCGUUUUGGCUGGCGAACGUGUGUCGCCUCCUGCACUGCCUGAAGCAAUACAGUGGAGACGAGGGUUUCAUGACACAAAACACGCCGAAGCAGAACGAGCACUGUCUGAAGAACUUUGACCUGACUGAGUACCGCCAGGUGCUGAGCCACCUCUCCAUCCAGAUCUACCAGCAGCUCAUUAACAUAGCACAGGGCAUCCUCCAGCCCAUGACCGUGUCUGCGGUGUUGGAAAAUGAGAGUAUCCAAGGGCUUUCUGGUGUCCAGCCAAUGGGCUACAGGAAAUACAUCUCCAACUCACCAGAAGUUGACACAUCCUACAGCCUGGACAACAUGAUCCGCCAGCUGAACACGUUCCACAGCAUCAUGUGUGACCAGGGUCUGGACCCAGAGAUCGUCCAGCAGGUGUUCAAGCAGAUCUUCUACAUGAUCAAUGCGGUCACCCUGAACAACCUCCUGCUGAGGAAGGAUGUCUGCUCGUGGAGCACGGGCAUGCAGCUGAGGUUUAACAUAAGCCAGCUGGAGGAAUGGCUGCAUGGGAAGAAUCUGCAGCAGAGUGGAGCAGCACAAACUUUGGUGCCCUUGAUUCAGGCAGCACAGCUUCUGCAGCUGAAGAAGAAAACCUCGGAGGAUGCCGAGGCCAUCUGUUCCCUGUGCACAUCACUCACGACCCAGCAGAUCGUAAAGAUACUUAAUCUCUACACUCCUGUGAACGAGUUUGAAGAACGUGUGACAGUAGCUUUCAUACGAAACAUACAGAUGCACUUGCAGGAACGGAAUGACCCUCCACAGCUGCUGUUAGACUUCAAGCAUGUGUUCCCAGUUUCGUUCCCGUUCAACCCAUCCUCCAUCACCAUGGACUCCAUUCAUCUCCCUGCUUCUCUCAACUUGGAUUUUCUCAAUAAAGUCUGAAGAAAGUAGAAUUAAGCUCACCUCUCAUACCCAGAGACCUCCAACAAUGAAAGAAAAAAAUCAUUAAAGGAAUUCAAGGAGCUCUUUAAAUAUGGACCAAACAGGCUUGUGGAAGAACCAGUGCACAGUAAUAUAUGGAUGUUGAAAUGUAGAGUAAAAAGAGGGACUGGUCCAUAUGUUUUUGGGGUUUUUUUUGGUUGGUUGGUUGGUUUUUUUGUAAUUUGCGGCUCAGAAAUAAGGAUACUUGAAAAGUAGAUUUAUUUUUUACUGCUUGAUUUGAUGUUGACAUAGUUCAAAACCCAUAAUCAUCUCCAAAAGCCACUAACGAAAAGGAACAGGAAGUGGGAGACAGCAACGGCCUGGGAUGCUGCUUGUUUCCACUGAUGUGGAAUUUGUCACAAAUUCUAUGUUUGAGAAAUGCUGUUGUUCCUCCUGACUACAUCCAGUGCUUCUGCUUCAUGGGAAUUUAAAUAAAUUGGCAGCGUGGACUUUCCUCCAUUACCAAAUUUACAUUAGCAAAGGUUUUGUCGUAGCGAGAUAACCAUGAUACGAGAAACUGCCUUAAGCCUUCUGCUUGUAGAAUGGCGUCAUCCUGAUCCCUACUGUUGGCUUUCCCUGUGCUGGUAAGCGUCAAAAGCUUUCAUCCAGUGGCUAUCAAGGUUCUUGGACCUCUUACACGGCGUGUGUCAGAAUCUCAUGCAUAGAUCACGCUAAGGCAGCCCAGUUUAAUUACAGGGUCCCCAGCACUAAUUAGUUCCGUGUGUAAGUCCUAGCUGUAGCUGUCCGUGGAAAAACUCUGUGUUCAUGCCAGUAGCCACCCCAAAAUGCUACCAGUUGUGCAUAUACAGGGCUUAGAGAAAUGAAUACUUAAAAAAAAAAAAAAAGGUUUAAAAAAAAAAAGGAGUGAAAUGUUCUAACACAAAAAAAGUUGUCAGAUGGUGUGUUGGUAAUGUGAGCCAUUUCUUUAAGAAUGAACACGAACUCUUUGUCUACAACGACCUUAAAUAAAUAACUGCAAUCAGUGCAAACUGUUAGGAUUUUUUUUUACUAAAUUUAUUAGCUUCAAUUUAGAAACAAACCAACCUUCUGGCCUCACCACACUGAUGCUGGAGAGCACCAGCUGCUCACAAAGACAGUCACUGUUUUUUCUUGGUACUCUCACAACACAUUAAAUUUUCAGUGGCUGCUGAGCAGGGAAAGAGGUGGGUUCCCAUGGUUGAGUGGUGCUACCCAACUGCUCAGAGUGGUGAUGCUCCUGCCAUAGCACAGUGUGCCAAAUUGCAACCAGGACGUCUGGCAGCCAGCAUUCUGCCCUUUCCACUUCCACAAGGAUCUUGUCUGAAUAGAUCUUAACCUACCUGCUUUUGUGGUCCUGGUUUAUUUUGUGGCCCGCAAUUUCACGAUGGUUAAAAAGCUUUCAAAGAAAAACCCAAUCUCUCCAUCUGACUACUUUUAUUUGCUGUAAAUCGUAUCCAAACACUGCUACACUGUCUGCUCAGAGGUUUAAAGAAGAAUGUGAAGUGUCUUGAAGGAACACUAACUCCUGUCUGCUGCAGUUACCCUUUUAGGCUAGGAGUGUGUUUUGAUUUAAACAUCAUGUAUAUAAUCUAUGUAUAUACAAACUGUAAUAGUCCUGUAUGUACUAGAUAGCUGUAUAUAGUACACUUUUAAAGGAAAGCACAUUUUUAAAGGAAAAGCUGAGUGCUGUGAAGAAUUGUAUUGGUCUAUGCCAGUGGAUAAAUACCUUGUUUCAAAUGGAGACUGGUUUAGACUGGCUGUUACCACUGAAGGACAGACUUAAGGCUAAGAAAAUAUUUUUUCCCCCCUAACCAUCACCCAGCUAAUCACAGAAGAUGUUUUGCUUGUAUAGAGCCAGCACUACCUCCAAACUACAGUCCUUGAGCACUCACAUCUGCUGUGUAUUCAGUAGUGCCUUCAUCUCCCCUUUAUAUUCAAUGAGGGUAGUGCCACCAGUUUGCUGUCUGCGCCCAGCAAGCCCACACUCCUGUCACCCACUCAUCUACACCAUCUUUAUUUAUUUGUACCUACCUCUUUUCACAAUGAAUGUCUUUGCAGUGCUCUGAAUUUUUUUUUAAUUGUCUCCCAUCCCUUCCUUCCAAACUCUAGUAGUCAUCAUGGUUCAAGAACAGAUAAUUCGAAGUGGAAUUCACCCUUUUAACAGGUGGUUUUAACACAGAGCUAUUGCUCAGGAUUCAUAGUAGGUCAGCAGUUUCCUCUCAGGCACCUCAGGUCUCUACCUCUCACUGAAGUAAAUUAUUUGCAGUACAAUUCCCACGAGAUUGAUUUAACUAAUGCUUAUCACUCAGACUAACAACAGGUUGCUGCAGAAUCCUCUUCUGCAACAAUUUUGUUCCUGAUCACAAUUAUAAAAUGGGCUUAAUGGUCUUCUAGGGGAUAAUGGUCCUUCCACGUUCAGGAUCAUAAUUUAUAUGUACUUUCUUAAAAACUCUUGGUAUGUAUAGAUGGGAACUGGGAUUUAACGUCUUGAUCUGUGAUCAUGUGGUUUAUCCAGUAAG
Messenger RNA from Chiroxiphia lanceolata (lance-tailed manakin), 8186 nucleotides. RefSeq names its product myosin VB (gene MYO5B). Bases 97 to 5649 code for a protein of 1850 amino acids. The record is from RefSeq and is a predicted model, not a curated record. The transcript is spliced from 40 exons. NCBI's taxonomy places the organism in Eukaryota, Metazoa, Chordata, Aves, Passeriformes, Pipridae. Gene Ontology annotation, biological process: vesicle transport along actin filament; actin filament organization. Gene Ontology annotation, cellular component: myosin complex; actin cytoskeleton; vesicle. Gene Ontology annotation, molecular function: ATP binding; microfilament motor activity; actin filament binding.